AUGACCUACAUCUGCGCCGAACCCGAGGGCGACGCUUUGCCAGCCAACUUGCAAAACAUCAUCGACCAGGGUCAGUAUUCAGAUCGACUGCACUUCCAAUGCGCUGUCCGCUGACUCGUUCUUCCUUGAACAGAAUCACUCAAGUCAGUGGGUGCGACCGAGCUGAGCAGCGCCACCGGCAGAGCCAACCGGAGCGGCUGGCGUGGCCUGUCGGGACUGCAUUGGCCGCACAGACCUUGACUGACCUCGAUCCAUCUGUUCUUUUACGUGGCCAGGUGGAUCUUUGUAGGGGGUAAAGGUGCGUGGAGAAAAGCGGAGCAGCUCGAGCGCACACGUCGCCGCUUGGACCACGACACACUGACCUGGAUCGGCUGCACCACUUGCACAGGUGGGGUCGGAAAGACGACAACCUCGUGUUCAUUGGCAAUACAACUCGCCCAGCACCGAGAAUCAGUGCUCCUCAUGUACGCUACACCGGCCCCCCUCGCUGCCCCUCAGCUCCCCUCUUCCUCACUGGCUCACCCUCGUGGAUGUCCCUUCUUCACAGCUCGACCGACCCCGCCCACAACUUGUCGGACGCCUUCUCGCAGAAGUUUGGCAAGGAGGCGACUCGCGUCAAUGGCUUCACCAACCUCAGCGCCAUGGAGAUCGACCCCUCCGCUUCGAUGCAGGACAUGGUCGAGGCAGGUCAGUACAUUAGGCUGGAUGUGGCAUCGGGGAGACGCUGAGCUGAAUAAUUGGAAUCGGUUGGGUCCACAGGCGAAACGGAUUCGAGCGGUAUGCAAGGCAUGAUGCAGGAUCUGGCGUUCGCGAUCCCCGGUAUCGACGAGGCCAUGGGUUUCGCCGAAGUGAUGAAGUAAGAGCUUGCUUCCCCCUGACACCGCGAACCUCGUUCUCCUCAGAUACUGAUCCCCAGUCUCACCACAGGCACGUUAAAUCGAUGGAGUUUUCCGUCAUCGUCUUCGACACGGCCCCGACCGGUCACACCUUGCGCUUCUUGUCGUUCCCUUCCGUCUUGGAGAAAGCCUUGGCCAAGCUGUCGACGCUUUCGGGUCGAUUCGGGCCCAUGCUCAACCAGGUUCGUUGAUCGUUUUGAGAUCGUAAAAGGAAGAGUGGAAGCCGAGGGGUGAGGAUGUAGGAUGUGGGGGCUGAGGUGGGGGAGGGUUUAGGGUAUAAGAAAACGAAAGAGCGUCCGGCUGACCAGACCCCGCAUCUCUUGUAGGUCUCGUCAAUGAUGGGUGCAGGUGUCAACACGGGCGAGAUGUUUGAGAAGCUCGAGUCGAUGCGCCUCGUCGUCACCGAGGUCAACCAGCAGUUCAAGAACCCCGAUCUGACAACCUUUGUCCCCGUCAUGAGUUGAGUUUGAGUGCGAGUGCCUUCGGGCAUAGAACAGGAUUGGUAUUGGACGCUGACCGGGUACUCUCUAUGAUUCACUGCUACAGUCUCCGAGUUCUUGUCGCUGUACGAGACUGAGCGAUUGAUCCAGGUAGGUCGUCGCAAAGUGGAAGCACCGGCAAAGAAAGUAACUGAUUUUGCAUCCUUUCCUCGUGACCUGUCCAGGAACUGACGACCUACCAAAUUGAUGUCCACGCCAUCGUUGUGAACCAACUGCUGUGGCCCGAUGCCGGUACGUUGCGCUGAUUGGUGUACAGAUUUCCCAGGCGAGUUGAUCACGAGUGAGUGCGUACAGGCUCGACGUGCAAGCACUGCAACAUCCGGUGGAAGCAGCAGCAGAAGUACCUCAAGGAAGCGUAUGAGCUUUAUGGCGAGGUACGUCGGGCUCUGAGAGAGACUUUAGAUUGCAGAACCCCACCGCUGACGAUGGGCUGUAUUGGUUCAAUCGCCCCUGCAGGACUUCCACAUCGUCAAGAUGCCUCUGUUGUCCGAGGAAGUGCGAGGGACGGACUCGCUCAAGCAGUACGUCUUGUAUAGAAAGGGCACCCUGCUCGCCGUUCAGGGAACUUAUCCUUGACUUUUUGUUCCUCCUCGUCUACCUUCAGAUUCAGCAACAUGCUCAUUACGCCUUAUGUACCGACCAACAACAAGUGA
Molecule: messenger RNA, 2049 nt
Organism: Microbotryum saponariae
Lineage: Eukaryota; Fungi; Basidiomycota; Microbotryomycetes; Microbotryales; Microbotryaceae
Source: the annotation of a GenBank genome assembly